CUCUCCCUCAUCUCAUUGUUUCAGACUAGACCAAAUUUGAAGUCCUUCCCAGGGCGUGGCUCUGUUCAUCUUACUCUCUAGCCAAAGUGAAACAGCGUGAGGACAGAGACACAGUCAGCAGCCAAAGGACUCGGUGGAGAGAGCAGAGCACCGUAGACAAUAUGCUGCUCUUGGGCCCCAAAGUGCUGCUGUUUCUCACUGCACUCAUCAUCACCUCUGAAUGGAGAACUCUGGGGGUCAAUGGUCAACGAGGAGAUGAUGUGACUCCAGAAACAUUCACAGAAGAUCCUAAUCUGGUGAAUGAACCUUCUACAGAUGAAACUGCCUCGCCCAGUGAUAAAAAUACCUCCACAGAGUGCCGGGAUGAGAAAUUUGCUUGCACAAGACUCUACUCUGUCCAUAGACCAGUCAAGCAAUGUGUUCAUCAGGUCUGCUUCACCAGUUUACGACGUAUGUACAUCAUCAACAACGAGAUCUGCUCCCGUCUUGUCUGCAAGGAACAUGAAGUUAUGAAAGAUGAACUUUGCCGUCAGAUGGCAGGUCUGCCCCCAAGGCGACUCCGUCGCUCCAACUACUUCCGACUUCCUCCCUGUGAAGAUGUGAAUUUGCAGAGACCCAAUGGUCUGUGAUCAUCAAGGAAGAAGAAAGAAGAAAGAAUGUGUGGGUGAGAGGAAGGCAGAAUUUCUUCUUCUACACCACUGUCAGCUAACCCAUAGACAUGAGUAUUUCUUAAACCUGUCCCUUUGCAAUAUCUAGCUUUGCCCCACUCCCUAAUUUUUGACCAAGACUAAUAACAUUUAACUCAUUUUUCAGUACUUAAAACACAAUAUCUAUAUUAUUGCAGUUUUGUUGCUUCCCAAUAUCAUAGACAUAGUGGAUAAACAUGAUUUACAUUCAAAUGUUCUACAUACAAUUUCUGGAGAGAAUAAACUUUAGGUUAAUAAUCUUUUUGGGAGGACUGUAGCUCAGUGGUAGAAUGCUUGCUUAGUAUGCCUAAGGCCCGAGUUCGAUCUUCAGAACUGCAAAAAAUAAAUCAAUAGUAAUAAUAAUCUCAGUGUAAGUGUGUGAGGGCAUAUAUGUAUGUUUGUUUGUGUGUGUGAUGCUGCCUCUCAAAUACUGGGCAAGUGCUUCACCAUGAAGCUACAGGCCCACCCUGUAUGUUAAUAAUCUCAAUUAUUAGAUUUGUUGGAAAUAGAUUUUAGGGUAGAAGAAACUAUCUUUGUCUACUUUGGCUAACCAUAAACUUCAUUUAUUUUCCUUCCAUGCCCUUCCUUAAUUAACUCUCUAUCAUUUAUGUAUUCCUCUUUAUUCAUUUUAAGUCUUUUGCUUGGAUUAUUCUAAUUUUGCCUGUCAGGUCUCCUUGGUGAGAAAGAUCACAGUAAUUUUUGUAGUUCUAGAAGAUUCUCUCAUCAGAACCAAGAAUUAUGUAAUUCUAAUAGCAAUACAUAAAGACCCCAAAUGUUGUCUUCUGCUAAGGGCAGAGUCUGGGGUUAAAGAGAGAGGAUUAUGCCAGUUAUAGAACUUGGACUCAUAAUUCUGUCUUCGAUUUUUCAUGCAAUUGUUCAGUCAAGGAGUAGGGUUGGAAAAUAAGUCCUUUACUUAUUCAUUUAUGAUAGUACUGGGGUUAGCUCACUUCCACAAAGUAAACUAAACAGCUUAAUGUGAAACCAUACCAUUUGCCUGAGUUUCCUUGAGUUUUUCUACUUCUUUUAUCCUUAACAAUAAGUGCAAAAGUAGAGCUUAUUGUACAAAUGGAAAUUCCGGAAUAUCCUGACUUAGGGCCUAAGAAGAAUAUUCAGAUCUGAUUUUUUUUUUAACUAGUGAUUGAACCCUGGAAUGCUUUCUCACUUAGCUAAGUCCCCAACUCUUUAUUUUUUAUUUUGAGACAGGCUCUUCCUAAGUGGCUUAGGGCCUUGCUAAGUUGCUGAGGCUGGCCUCAAACUUUUUCAAUGCUCCUGCCCCAGCUUCUCAAGUCACUGGGAUUA
This is a messenger RNA of Sciurus carolinensis (gray squirrel), 1985 nucleotides long. It is a transcript of the gene Mfap5, whose product is annotated as microfibril associated protein 5. Lineage: Eukaryota; Metazoa; Chordata; Mammalia; Rodentia; Sciuridae. The transcript has 9 exons. The record is from RefSeq and is a predicted model, not a curated record. Gene Ontology annotation, biological process: embryonic eye morphogenesis. Bases 162 to 629 code for a protein of 155 amino acids. Gene Ontology annotation, cellular component: microfibril.